UCCUAGGCGCGGGCCCGCGUGUGGAGUUGGCUUAGGCGUCACUCUGCGAACAUUAGCUGUCGGAGCGCAAUCGCUGGCCGUCGACUGUUUACGUCAUUGUUUCUGCGUGUCCAAUGUUUUUUGCGCAUUGUAUUUCACACAAACCGAUGUUCCAUAAUGUAGAACAUGUCAGCCAAGAGCACGUCCAAUUCCCUGUGAAUCCAACUUGAAACGCCACAAACCUGCUUUCCGACACGCGCUGCUUGCGCUUGUGGCAUAUCUAGCUUUCAUAGAUAAGGUGUUUAGGGGAUGCGGCACCCGGCGCUGCGGCGCCGCGGCGCUGCGGUCUUGGCGAUUAGGGUUCGGGGGGAGAUCGGCCGGCUGCGGGGCGGAAGGCGCGUCCUGGCGUCAGAACAUGGCUUGAGACCAUGGCGUAGCGGCUUGUGGCCUGGAGACUGGUUGGGCAGCGCCGUAAGGUUCGGCCGACGUCCUGCCCAGCUUGUGGCGUUGCCUCGCGGCGGCCGUGAGCUCCUAGCGCUCUGGUCUCUCCGCCUCCUCCGCCGCCCGAGGACGUUGUCCAGCCCCCUGACUGUCCGGCUAUGCUGUGCAUGCCAAGCUGACCCGGGUGCGGCAGCUGUGGGAGCGCUGCGGCGGCUGGCUGGUGCUGGUGGAGCCGGGCAAACCCAAGGGCUUUGGAGACCUGGCGGUGGCGAGGGAGCUGCUGCUAGCGCUGGAGGAGUCGGGAAUGGAAUGGGCAGCGGCCUUGCAAGGGGCAAGCAGCGCUGCGCCUCGGGACCCCAGAGGAGGGGCAGGUGGACAGCGCGGUGGGCGUUGUGCCCGACGGCAACAUCAGCAAGCCGGCGGGGUCGGUUGCGAGGCAGCACCGCCCAUGCCUGGACGCCGCGCUGACCCAGAUGGCCAUGUCGCUGGUGCCCUUGGGCUCAGCCGCGCUGUUGGCGCCGGCCGCUGAGGCCCUGCGUGCGGUGCUGCUGCAGGCCAGUCGGCCGGGCACACAUGCAGUGGACGGAUCGGCCCCAGACAAGGGGAGCUUGACCGUAGGCCUGCGUCUGGCUGUGCACCAUGUCUGGCUGUUCACCCCACCAAGCCGGCCCCGCGCUUCUGAGCACCCUCACCCGCCCACCCUCACUCGCCCAUCCUCAACACCGCUCCUGGCCCUUGCUGUCCGCGAGGUCCGAGGGAGUGGCGGCAGCUGUGCGGGCGGCCCUGCCUGCUGGCGAGCGGGGCGACCGACUGCGCGGCGCGGCACGAGGCGUGAGGGCGGCGGGCGCCCGACCGACUCCCCACAGCUGCGCGCGCUGGCAGGCAGGGAGGUUGCUGGGCGAGCAAGCUAGCUGUGCAGGAGUGCGCAUGCGGUAUUGGAGUCUGAGGCGCGCUGGGGCGGCGCGGCGCCUGCGCUCGAGCUGGAGCUGGAGCUCCAUCUGUGGACUAGCUUUGCAAGAUGUCCAUGCUGCUCCAGUCCGCGCUGGCUGUGGCCGUCCAGGCGCAGUCGGCGGUGCCGGUUCCCUUCCUGGACAGGG
Chlamydomonas reinhardtii is the source of this 1517-nucleotide messenger RNA. RefSeq lists its product as uncharacterized. Bases 894 to 1331 code for a protein of 145 amino acids. The transcript has 6 exons. Lineage: Eukaryota; Viridiplantae; Chlorophyta; Chlorophyceae; Chlamydomonadales; Chlamydomonadaceae. The record is from RefSeq and is a predicted model, not a curated record.